AUGAGAUCCGGGGGCGCGGGCUGCUCUGCUAGGCUGCUGCUGACGGUUGGCUGGCUGCUCCUGACGGGCCUCCAGUUAACGUGCGGGAUCAAUGUCACCGCGAUCCAGGAUCCCAGCUUGGCCCGCGAAGGCGAGGGCGAGCCAGAGGGCGACGAGGAGCCCGAGAACGACAGCGAGACAGAGAGCGAGCCCGAGGCUGAGGCCGAGGAUGAUAUUUCAAAUAGCACGAUAGUCAAAGAAGUAGAAUUUGGGAUGUGCACCGUUACAUGUGGUAUCGGUAUUAGAGAAGUUAUAUUGACAAGCGGAUGCCCUGGUGGUGAAUCCAAGUGUAUCGUACGAGUGGAAGAAUGUCGUGGACCAGUAGAUUGUGGCUGGGGUAGACCAAUUUCAGAAAGCCUUGAACGUGUAAGGCUUGCCUGUGUUCAUACAUCUCCUGAAAACCGUUUCAAAUAUAUUUGGAGACUUCUAAGGCCAGACCAGCAAGCCAUUAUACUUGCAAAUGAUUCAGCAAUCCUGGAAGUUCAGAGGGAUACUCACCCCAAGGCUUUUGAGUGUGAAACGUUGGAUAAUAAUGAAAUAGUAGCAUCUAUUAGAUUCACAAUCUAUACCACGACUGAAUUACAGAUGAAAAGAGCAAGCCGACCAGACACUGAUGCAGUCCUAGUUUUUGUGCUGACAAUAGGAGUUAUUAUCUGCAUAUUUGUGAUCUUUGUACUAAUCUUCAUAAUCAUAAACUGGACGGCAGUCAAAGAUUUCUGGGGGGCAAAGGCCUCGACAACUGAGAUACAGUCUGAGCUGAGUUCAAUGAGAUACAAAGAUUCAACUUCUCUUGACCAGUCACCAACAGAUAUACCUGGACAUGAAGAUGAUGCUUUAAGUGAAUGGAAUGAAUGA
Rangifer tarandus platyrhynchus (Svalbard reindeer) is the source of this 894-nucleotide messenger RNA. Lineage: Eukaryota; Metazoa; Chordata; Mammalia; Artiodactyla; Cervidae. The record is from the annotation of a GenBank genome assembly.